Prunus armeniaca (apricot) is the source of this 684-nucleotide messenger RNA. Lineage: Eukaryota; Viridiplantae; Streptophyta; Magnoliopsida; Rosales; Rosaceae. The record is from the annotation of a GenBank genome assembly.
AUGGGGGACGAGAGCACCUCCAACUCGGUCUCUCAACUUGGCGGGAUUGAUGGGAACAAAAGCCAUGAGACCCAGGUGGUGUUGAACGUCUACGACCUCACCCCUCUCAACAAUUACACCGUUUGGUUCGGCCUCGGAAUCUUUCACUCUGGUAUUGAAGUCCAUGGCAAAGAGUACGGUUUCGGAGCCCAUGACUUCCCAGUCAGUGGAGUUUUUGAAGUGGAACCAAGGAGCUGCCCAGGUUUUAUUUACCGGUGUUCUGUUUCACUUGGCCGCAUAAAUAUGCAUCCCUCUGAAUUUCGGACAUUUAUUGAGAAUGUUGCUUCAGAGUAUCAUGGGGAUACCUAUCACCUCAUCUCCAAGAAUUGCAACCAUUUUACGGAUGACAUGGCAUGUAGGUUGACACAAAAACGGAUUCCCGGAUGGGUGAAUCGGCUCGCUCGGCUAGGUUCUUUGUGCAGUUGUCUUCUUCCUGAAAGCCUUCAAGUGACUACUGUUAAACAGAUACCUGAAUACCAUCAUGAGUCUGAAGAAGAUGGUACCGAAACUCUAUCAAUCACCACCCCUCGUGUAUCAGAGGAAUUGGAUGAUGAUCAAGAGAAGCGCCUGCUGUCACCAUUGGCUGCAAUGUCUCCGGUGGCUGGAAGUGGAGAUGUGACUUUUGUUAAAGAGGCUCACAAGUGA